This is a messenger RNA of Oppia nitens, 1332 nucleotides long. Its product is annotated as O-mycaminosyltylonolide 6-deoxyallosyltransferase-like. Bases 1 to 1332 code for a protein of 443 amino acids. Lineage: Eukaryota; Metazoa; Arthropoda; Arachnida; Sarcoptiformes; Oppiidae. The record is from RefSeq and is a predicted model, not a curated record. Gene Ontology annotation, molecular function: UDP-glycosyltransferase activity. The transcript is spliced from 2 exons.
AUGCGAGUAUUGUUUGUGCCGAUUGCCGGCACCGGUCACGUAAACGCCGCUAUAGGUAUGGCACAGGUAUUGCUAUCAUCGGGACACGAGUGCUGGUUUGAUAUCGGCGCCGAUUGGCGGGACAAACUCAGACCGUACGGUAUACGUAUGGUUGGAUCGGAUACCACUGAAACUGAGGACAGGGAUGAUAAAACUGAUGAUAAGGAUAAGCAAAAUACUGAAAAACAAUACCUCAAAUCGCAUGCCCUGUCUAUGAAGGAAAAGGGUAUUUUGGGAUCCGAGUCAACACCGCUAGAGAAAGCGCUUCUACAGCUGGAAGACUGCGAUAAGAUGUUUGCAUUUCAACAGCAACAGGAUCUGCACGUUAACCAAGUAAUACGUGACCUCCGACCCGAUGUUAUAGUGUGCGACCAGUUUUUGUCGCUACCGUCGGUAACCAAAUCGGGUAUACCGUGGGUACUGGUGUGUAGUGCCAAUCCAUUAACAAGUAUACAUCAUGAGUGUACACCCCCAUGGUUUUCAGGUUUGCCAACUAACGGGCCUAAAGAGGACUGGCAGUCGUAUCGUAAGGCACUUAUGACUGGAUCGCGGAAAUUGAAAAAAUUGUUUGACGACAACGAGUUGGCCAAUGGUUUACCGCCGUUACCAGAGAUGGCAUUUAUUAACGAUUCAAAAUAUCUGAAUAUAUACGGCUAUCCAUUGGAAUUGGAUUAUCUCGACCUAAGACCACUUCCGGACAAUUGGUAUCGUUUUGAUAAUCUUAUGCGAUAUGAUAGCAAACCGUCGACUAAACUAUUUGAAAUACCGGAUCAAUUACGUGACAAACCGGGAAAACUAAUAUAUUUUUCAUUGGGCUCUAUGGGCGGCGCAGAUGUCGAUAAUAUGAAACGAUUGAUAGCUAUAUUAGCAAAAUCUGGGCACAGAUUUAUUGUAUCAAAAGGACUGUUAGGCGAUGAUUAUGAUCUGCCAGUUGAUAAUAUGUGGGGACAGCCAAGUGUACCGCAACUGGAAAUCUUGCCAUUAGUUGAUUUGGUUAUAACUCACGGCGGAAACAAUACCAUAUCGGAAACGAUAUACUUUGGUAAACCUAUGAUAGUUAUGCCACUGUUUGCCGAUCAGUACGAUAACGCACAGAGAGUUCAUGAAAAAGGGUUUGGUAUACGACUCGAUGCCUACAAGUGCUCUGAAGAGGAACUAUUGUCAUCCAUUGAGUGUUUAUUGAACAACAAUUUGUUGACAGAAAAGUUGUCCAAAAUUUCUCAACGAAUUCAAUCGGAAAAAAGUAUUGAAAAAUUGCCGCAACUUUUGCUAGAAUUGGUUCACAAAUGUUAA